GUAAUGUUUAACCGAUUUUCUAGAUUUCUUUGGAUUUAGUUGCUAAACAGUAUUUACACUGCAUUUUAAAAAUGUUAAGACAAUCUUUUUUACCGAUUUUUAUUUUUAUUUUAAUGAAUUACUCAUGCAAAUGUCAGGACUUAGAAGUUUGUGGCUCCUAUACUCAACCAACAAAUGGCACCAUUAAUGGCGAUAGUAGAUACAACUAAUAUCAGUUCACAUAUCGUCCGGUCAAUAGAAAAGCCAUUGCGGCAGAUGAUCAACGCCACAAUAGAAUGUAAAGUUAACGAAAAGCUGAAAGAAGAUAUAGUGUCGAGUAAAAUUUUGGGAAAAGUUAACAAGUUUGACGCCUUACAACAAAAGAUGGACGAACAUAUUGGAGAUAACCGGAACCAGAUGACUGAAGUUAACCAGGACAUUGCUACUUUGCGGAAAGAAAUGGAAGAGAGAAUUACCCGUGAAAUCCUAGACAAAGUGAAUAAAUUGACAAGAGCUAUCAGUAAUGUGAACACAAAUCAGGAUGAAAAGAUGAAGAAGUUAGCCAACAAUAUGGACGGCGUGAAAUUGGAGUUACAAAAAAAGAUUGAGGAACAUAUGGGAGAUGACCGGAACCAAAUGACCGGAGUAAAACAGGACAUUAUGUCAUUACGAAAGGAAAUGGAAGAGAGAAUCUUACGUGAAAUCCGUGACAAAUUGCAGAAUUUAACUAGAAAUUUCAGUAUCGAGAAAAAAGAUCUGGAUGAAAAGGUGAAGAAGUUAACCAACGCGGUUGACGUCAUGCAGUCUGAUUUAAAAGAAACCAUAGUGUCGGUGGAUAGUCAGUAAUGUAUCAAAUUUAGCAGAUAAACUGGAAAAUCAUUUGAGCAGUUUGAAAAUGCUCCGUUCAAAUUUACUAGAAUUGACUGUAAACACAAGUACAAUUCAAACUGCAAUCGGUAACAUUAAGACUUCCGCUGAAAUUAAUAACGGAAGGUUAAGUGUUCAAAUUUCAAAGCUGGAAGAUUUCAAAGCAACAGUCAAUGAUAUGAAUUUACGAGUUGCCCUUUCAGCAUGCGUUUCACCUAGUUAUACUGCUGUAAAAUCAACUGUUAUUAAAUUCCAGAAGAUCAUAACAAGCCAAGGAAUCACCUACCAACAUGUAACAUCAUUUAAAUCUAGUGGUGUAUUUGUGUGUGAAGUUCCUGGUCUGUACUAUAUAUCUGUCGUCAUUAUAUCGAAAACACAUGAUGCACAAUUCAUAAUAUCUAAAAAUGAUAUAGAACUAAUGAGGGGUUAUAUCAAUGAUUAUAAUACAGGAAAAGGAGUGUAUUGGCAAUCAAGUGCUGCAAUUGUGGUGACUGAAUUACAGAAAGCUGACCGUAUCGAAAUUAAACCAUCAGAUAAAGACAUGAUGAUAGCCGGCUAUAAUUAUUCGUGUCUUACAAUAGUGAAAGUGAAAUAAUGUGUAUAAUUGUUUCAA
Mytilus trossulus (common blue mussel) is the source of this 1459-nucleotide messenger RNA. RefSeq lists its product as uncharacterized. The transcript is spliced from 2 exons. The record is from RefSeq and is a predicted model, not a curated record. NCBI's taxonomy places the organism in Eukaryota, Metazoa, Mollusca, Bivalvia, Mytilida, Mytilidae. The coding region runs from base 175 to 825 and encodes 216 amino acids.